AUGAUGCGUCCAAAACGACGAUCAAAUCACCAUCAUGAUAAGCGAUUUAGCUAUAACUCUCGACAUCGAUAUCCAUAUCCACCAGCAUUUUAUCCAGAUAUGAGUAUGAAUCCUCUACGAUCACGUAGACAAAUUCGUACUCAAGGCUUAACGAGUUCAAAUUUCCAUGCUGAAAUGCUAAAAUUACAUAACUACUAUCGUGCACGUCAUUGUGCAUCAUCACUUGUUAUAGAUCAUCGAUUGAAUGAAAUAGCUCAAUCAUAUGCUGAAUAUUUAGCAGCUACAUCAACAUUCGAACAUAGUGGAAAUAAACUUGGAAAUGAACCAUGA
Messenger RNA from Rotaria sp. Silwood1, 330 nucleotides. Lineage: Eukaryota; Metazoa; Rotifera; Eurotatoria; Philodinida; Philodinidae. The record is from the annotation of a GenBank genome assembly.